Messenger RNA from Chaetomium globosum CBS 148.51, 1344 nucleotides. RefSeq lists its product as uncharacterized. The coding region runs from base 1 to 1344 and encodes 447 amino acids. The record is from RefSeq and is a predicted model, not a curated record. The transcript is spliced from 3 exons. Lineage: Eukaryota; Fungi; Ascomycota; Sordariomycetes; Sordariales; Chaetomiaceae.
AUGGCUCGUGAAACUGUCCACAAGGAUCACCCACUACAGCGCCAUCCUCGACGUGCUCGUCCAGCACCACCCCGAUCCGUGGUCAACCACGAAGCCCUGGCGUCGUGUGUGGCCAAGAGUCUCACUCGAAUUGCCGACACGCUGGCCAGUGUCGAAAUAACUGCCGUUCUGUACCCGACCGAGCAGAUGAAGCUCGCCCUCGCCGAGAUAUAUGCCCACAUGAUCCGUUUCUUUCUCCGCGCCCAAGACUGGCUGACGGAGAGUAGCUGGAUGCGAGCGCUGCACUCGGUCACGCACCCAAAGGAACUCCGAUACGAUGAUAUCCUGCAGGACAUAACCGCCGCCACGACGCAUUUCCAGAGGCUCGCGGUUGCUGCGUCACAGGCAGAACAGCGCGAUAUUCAUCCUCGGCUCAAGCAGCAACUAACCGCCGCCGCAGGUCACCAACAGAUCAACGCAAGCGCCAUGUACAACACCAAUACGGCCCUCACCGACCUCCAGUUCUCCUCUAUACUCAACUCCCUCAGCAACCCCCCCCUCGACGACCCAGACAAAGUCCUCCAGCAAGCCACCUUCCUCCGAAGCCGUGCCGCCCUCCAUCGCAAAGCAACCCACGAUGCCUUCUGGCUCCAUCCACGCUUCCAAACCUGGUCUGAAAGCAGUUCCUCCAACCUCGUCAUGGUGCAGGGCACUUUUUCCGGGCGCUCCGCCAUGCGAGCCUGCCUAAUCGACGCCAUCGACGCGAUCCGACAAGCCAAUGCCACUGCACUCUGGGCGCUCAAAACGUCCGACCCCGCGGCAGUAGCCCCCCACUCGGGAGCAUCCAUAUCCAGUGUCGAACUACUCAAGUACCUCACCGCGCAGGCGCUGCGCCUCGGUGGCCCGCCGUCUACCACCACCGAGCGCACUCUGGCGCUCAGCUGCGCCCGCUUUCAGACUGCCCGUGGGGAGCGCGAGUGGAUUGGCCUGCUGGCGGGUAGUCUAGCAAGCAUGGGAAGCAAGCAUGUUUUCAUAGUGGUCGAUGUCGAGCUGCUUGGGCGGGAGGCUGCCGCGGGCAUUGCACAGUGCAACGAGACCCGCGGCAGCAGCAGCGACAGGUUCACGCUGCCCGAGUCUUUAAAAGAACUAUUUGCGCAAGUGAAGGCUCGGGCACCCGGCAUUGUGGUCAAGGUCUUGUUGGUGAGCUACGGGUCGCCGCUGUUUCGUGCGAUCAGUGACGUGUAUCGGGAGGAUGUGUUGCUUGCGGGGAGGCCGAGGCCGCAGCGCUCGAGGGCAGCGGGCAGAGCCGCCCACGGAGGGUUGGGUAUUAGACGCGGCCAGCUGCGGAGAAAGCUUGGACUAUAA